UCUCUCUCCCGCCGGCCCUCGUGAGCGGCUCAGCUUUAACGACGCUGUAGCUCGGACGCGAUGGCUGCUGUAAAGGCGCUUAACCCCAAAGCGGAGGUGGCCAGAGCUCAGGCCGCACUGGCCGUGAACAUUAGCGCCGCCCGAGGACUUCAAGAUGUUUUGAGGAGUAACCUCGGACCGAAAGGGACCAUGAAAAUGCUUGUGUCCGGUGCAGGAGACAUCAAGCUCACCAAAGAUGGCAAUGUUCUGCUGCACGAGAUGCAAAUCCAGCAUCCCACUGCAUCUUUGAUUGCUAAGGUGGCCACAGCCCAGGACGACAUCACCGGGGAUGGCACAACAUCCAAUGUUCUUAUAAUUGGAGAGCUACUGAAACAGGCAGACCUUUACAUUUCAGAGGGACUCCACCCCAGAAUAAUUGCUGAAGGCUUUGAAGCUGCUAAGGACAAGGCCCUGGAGGUGCUGGAAGAGGUGAAGGUGACCAAGGAGAUGGAUCGAGAGACCCUCAUUAAUGUGGCCAGGACCUCACUGAGAACCAAGGUCCAUGCAGAGUUGGCUGACCUGCUCACAGAGGCUGUGGUCGAUGCUGUGCUGGCCAUCAAGAAACCAAACGAGCCUAUUGACCUCUACAUGGUGGAGAUCAUGGAAAUGAGGCACAAAACAGAGAGUGAUACACAACUGAUCAGAGGUUUGGUGUUGGACCAUGGAGCUAGACAUCCGGACAUGAAGAAGAGAGUGGAGGACGCUUACAUCCUGACAUGCAACGUCUCUUUGGAAUAUGAGAAAACGGAGGUGAACUCUGGCUUCUUUUAUAAGAGUGCUGAUGAGAGAGAGAAACUGGUGAAAGCUGAGAGGAAAUUCAUUGAGGAACGUGUCCAGAAGAUCAUUGCACUCAAGAACAAAGUGUGUGCUGACAAUGGCAAGGGCUUUGUGGUCAUCAACCAGAAGGGUAUUGACCCAUUCUCUCUGGAUGCUCUGGCCAAAGAGGGAAUCGUGGCUCUGCGCAGGGCGAAGAGGAGGAACAUGGAGCGACUAACUCUAGCCUGUGGUGGGGUUGCAAUGAACUCUGUGGAUGACCUCACUCCAGAAUGCUUGGGUCAUGCUGGUCUUGUCUAUGAAUACACACUGGGUGAGGAGAAGUACACAUACAUUGAGAAGUGCGGAAACCCUCGUUCUGUGACGCUCCUGAUCAAAGGCCCCAACAAACACACCCUAACACAGAUCAAGGAUGCUGUAAGAGAUGGCCUACGCGCAGUGAAAAACGCCAUUGAAGAUGGUAGUGUCAUUGCAGGAGCAGGGGCAUUUGAGGUUGCUGUGGCAGACGCUCUGGUGAAGCACAAGCCAAAAGUGAAGGGCCGGGCUCAGCUGGGUGUGCAAGCUUUUGCUGACGCUCUGCUUAUCAUCCCUAAAGUCCUGGCUCAGAAUUCUGGCUAUGAUCCACAGGAGACUCUUGUGAAGCUGCAGACUGAAUUUAAAGAGUCUGGUCAGCUCAUUGGUGUGGAGUUGAGUACAGGUGAACCCAUGCUUGCUGGGGAGGCUGGUGUUUGGGAUAACUACAGUGUUAAAAAGCAGCUCCUUCACUCCUGUACGGUUAUUGCUAGUAACAUCCUCCUGGUAGAUGAGAUCAUGAGAGCUGGAAUGUCUUCCCUCAAAGGACAAAAUCAAGCAUGAUAAAAACCUGCAGGAUGAAGAGAGGCUGGAGAUGGCCUGUAGCUCAGCGCCCAGACGCCUCGAGUUCUGUGCUAAGCGCAUCCUGUCUGGAUUCAUACAGCGACAGCAAACACCUCUCAUUGUGUCAGGUCAUUCUGUGUCCAGUAGAGUUUUAUGCCCCCAUGGAACUGUCGCUCUUCCACUGAUCAAUUGGGUUAUUUAUGAGAUUUUGUUAAAAGGCACUGAACUGCAAUACAUACUUUUUCUUUGUACCCAUUAAACGUUUUGGUUCAUGAAAA
Pygocentrus nattereri (red-bellied piranha) is the source of this 1946-nucleotide messenger RNA. It is a transcript of the gene cct6a, whose product is annotated as chaperonin containing TCP1, subunit 6A (zeta 1). The transcript is spliced from 14 exons. Lineage: Eukaryota; Metazoa; Chordata; Actinopteri; Characiformes; Serrasalmidae. Gene Ontology annotation, cellular component: chaperonin-containing T-complex. Gene Ontology annotation, molecular function: ATP-dependent protein folding chaperone; ATP hydrolysis activity; ATP binding. Bases 61 to 1668 code for a protein of 535 amino acids. Gene Ontology annotation, biological process: protein folding. The record is from RefSeq and is a predicted model, not a curated record.